Molecule: messenger RNA, 328 nt
Organism: Acaulospora morrowiae
Lineage: Eukaryota; Fungi; Glomeromycota; Glomeromycetes; Diversisporales; Acaulosporaceae
Source: the annotation of a GenBank genome assembly
AUGUCACUCCCAGAUGAUACCCUACGCAAGGUUCUAUUUGAAUUACAGAAUCGUCUGGUCGAUAAUAAGCGACAACUUACUACAGUAACUUCUCAAAUUCAAUCGAAAGAACGUGAAAAACGUAUGGCGGAACUCACUAAAAAAGAAUUAUCAACUUUAGAAUUGAAUACAAGAACUUAUAAAUCUGUUGGCAAAGCAUUUAUUCGAACCGAUCUAUCAGUUUUGACCGCAGAAAUUGAUACCCGCAUUUCACAAGCUGAAGCUGAACUUGCUGCUCUAGAUAAAUCCAAAAAAUAUUACGAAAGGAAUGUUAAUGAAUCUACACACG